This is a messenger RNA of Didymodactylos carnosus, 2391 nucleotides long. The record is from the annotation of a GenBank genome assembly. NCBI's taxonomy places the organism in Eukaryota, Metazoa, Rotifera, Eurotatoria, Philodinida, Philodinidae.
AUGCCUGACUUGUCCCGCAUUUUCGAGUCGGCAUUAAAUACCGCGUUUAAACGUUUUCUUGUGACUAUAUUGAAGACCACAUUAGUUUGUCUCAUUGCAUUCUUUUUUGUACAAAUUCCCACUAUUGGGCGUUUCUUAAUGACAAUUGGAAAAGAUGAUGAUCGAUCAAAAAAACAAAAAAGAUUGAGAGCUAAAAUAGUUGAUAAGAAUGAUCCAAGUAGUCCAUAUCGUGCUGUUGAAGUAGUAGAUGAAUUAAAAUAUAUUCCUGAAGAUGGUAUUCAUACAUUAGCCGAUAUUCCAGAUUUAACCAUUAAACGUUUUGCUGAUAGAGAAACAUUGGGAGUAAGAGAAAUAUUGAAUGUUGAAGAUGAAACACAACCAAAUGGAAAAGUAUUUAAAAAAUUUAUUCUUGGUGAAUAUAAAUUUACUACCUAUAAAGAAGCGCAUGAACAUAUCUUAGCAAUUGGAAAAGGUUUAUUAUCAUUGGGACUGAAACAGGGUGAUAGAAUUCUAUUAUUUGCUGAAACAAGACCAGAAUGGUUAUUAACAGCAUUUGCUGCAUUCAGACAUGGAAUCACAGUUGUUACUUUAUAUUCAACGCUUGGCGACGAAGCAGUUAGACAUGGUAUUACGGAAUCAGAAGUUGAAGUUAUUGUUACAUCAACAGAACUUGUUCCAAAACUAGAAAAAAUAUUAGAAAAGACUAAAAAAGUUCAUCAUGUUAUUUAUUUUCCUGGUUUCAAACAAAUUCAUCCGACAGAUAAAAAUGAUAUUGAAUUUCAUAGUUUACAACAAUUAGAAGAGAAAGGAAAGCAAGCAAACAUUGAUGGUUUCAUAUUGAAUAAACGUCCAAAACCUCAAGAUAUUGCUGUAAUUAUGUAUACAAGUGGAAGUACAGGAGCACCAAAAGGUGUAUUAAUUACUCAUGAAAAUAUUAUUGCUGCGAUGACUGGUCAAAAAGAACGUGUAUUUCCAAUGGUUGAUUUAGAAACACAUGUUUAUAUUGCUUAUUUACCGUUAGCUCAUAUUCUGGAAUUAUGUUGUGAAUUAUUAGUGUAUUAUUCUGGUGUGAAAUGCGGUUAUUCGUCACCUCAAACUCUCACUGAUCAAUCAACAGCCAUUAAACGCGGACAAAAAGGUGAUUUACAAGUACUGAGACCACAUCUGAUGUCCUGUGUACCGACAAUUCUUGAUCGUAUUCAUAAAACGGUGAAUGAAAAAAUCAAUCAAGCCAAUUUUUUUCAAAGACAUUUAUUUUAUUUAUGUUAUAAAAUUAAAGUUAAACGAUUAGAAGAAGGAUUGGACAGUCCACAUUUAGAUAAUCUAAUAUUUAAAAAAUUUAAUCAGCUGGUAUUAGGUGGUCGUGUUAGAACAAUGCUGUGUGGUGGCGCUGUUUUAAGUGAAGAUACACAGCGUUUUGUUCAAGCUGCACUCUGUAUAACAUUAUUUCAAGGAUAUGGACUUACUGAAACAUGUGCUGGAGGAAGUAUAGCCGAUCAACAUGAUAUUUCAGUUGGAAGAGCGGGCUAUCCUCUUGUUUGCUGUGAAAUGCGACUAGAAAAUUGGGAUGAAGACAAGCCAAAUCCUCGUGGUGAAAUUUUAAUUGGAGGCAAAAUGGUAGCCGUUGGGUAUUUUGCUGAAGCAGCUAAAGAGAAUGUGAAUUUUAAAGAAAUUAAUGGUACAAGGUAUUUUUCAACAGGAGAUAUUGGUGAAAUAUUUCCCGAUGGAACAAUAAAAAUUGUUGAUCGUAAAAAAGAUUUAAUCAAAUUACGAGGUGGUGAAUAUGUUUCGUUAACAAAAGUUGAAAUGGCUAUUGGAAAAGUUCCGAUUGUUGAAAAUUGUUGUUUAUGUGCCAGUUCAUCUGCCGAAUACACCGUUCUCCUUGUAUCACCAAAUCAAAAGAAUAUGACUUCUUAUACCGAAAAACAUUUCGAUACAAAAGAGUGGCAAAAAUUAAUUGACGAUGAAGAAUUUGUCGGUCAAGUAUUAAAAGAUGUACAGGAGGCAUGUCGAAAAGGUGGUAUUGAACGUUUUGAAACACCUCAACGCGUAAGAAUAGUUCCUGAUGCAUGGACACCUGAAACUGGUUUAGUCACUGAUGCAUUGAAAUUAAAACGUAAAGCCAUUGAACUAAAAUAUCAAGAUGAUAUUGAUACGUUAUACAAAGAUGAGCCAAAACAAAAACAGAAUAAGAAAGGUGGUAGUUCUCGGACAAAAUCAUCUAAUUCAAAUGAAACUAACGACAAUGAUAAGAAACAAAAAUCGUCUAAAGAAGAAAAUAAAGAAAACAAUAAUCAGAAAAAAGAUUCAUCAAAAGAAGAUAAUGAAAAAAAUGAACAACAAGCAAAAGAGCCAACAGAUGUUGCUCAAGAUGUUAUCGCAGACAAAUAA